CUCUUAGCCACCCUCUUUUUCAGUUUCAUACCCAAUGGAAGAAGCACUAAGGCGGCUCAACGGAUUGCCCAUAACGGCGUCUCAUUUCGACGACGCCGUUUCCUCUCCAAAUAACCACAGAAAAAAAUCUACUGCGUCCGCCAAUUCCUCCACGGCACAUACUGACCGUCGCAUCCCACGCGACGGUGCAACCUCCGGCGCGAUGCGAUACCGUGGAGUCCGACGAAGGCCAUGGGGCCGUUACGCUGCCGAGAUUCGUGAUCCAAACUCUAAGGAACGGCGAUGGCUCGGCACGUUCGACACGGCUGAAGAAGCUGCACGUGCUUAUGAUUGUGCUGCACGUGCCAUGCGAGGACUCAAAGCUCGCACUAAUUUUGUCUACCCGUCUACUCCAUCCUCGCCGCAUUCUCUCUCCGAUCAACUUCUUUCUCCUCUUAACUUUGCCAAACAGUCCCAGAUUUCUCGUCAUCUCGCCACGUCUUCGAAUUGGUCAGCAUUUUCAAACGCUCACACCUUUGAUUACCCUGAACACGCGUCUCAUCAGAAGAUCAAUCCUCCCCCGUCUUUCCUCAAUAUGCUUCUUCCUCCUCAUGAUAUUCAAAACCCUAACUUUGUCUCUUCUGCACCUCAGUUUACCCACGUCGACUGCCAAUACCAAUGCCCCAAAUCGUCUUUUACUUCUCUUCCAAUAGAAAAAGAUGAUUUUUUACCUGACUCAGAGUUCAUCCCCAAAGAACCAUCAAGUUCCGGCCUUCUAGAAGAGAUAAUCAAUGGAUUUUUCCCAAAGACCUUAAAUAAAACCCAACACCCCCAGUCUUCAAAUGACAUGUCUAUUUCUUCAGAGACAAAUUUCGGCUACUCCGUCGUCGACCAACAACCCGGGCUUUCGUUUAAUUACCAAAGCGGACCGGUUCAGGCUGCUGAUCAUCAAGAAAUGUCUUUUGUUAACGGUUUGCCGACGAACGUGCAGAUGGGUAUGGAGUCGGGGAAUUUGAUCAUGGAGAAUCUUCUUCAGUAUCCGGAGUUUUUCAACGCUUAUGUUGCUAAAAUACAGAAUGCUUAAGUGAAGUUUAUUUCUCAAUUUAUUAGUUUUAUGUAACCGUAAUUAAUUAUUUAUCUUAACUGCUUUGUGAAUGGGAAGUUUCAA
Molecule: messenger RNA, 1147 nt
Organism: Cucumis melo (muskmelon)
Lineage: Eukaryota; Viridiplantae; Streptophyta; Magnoliopsida; Cucurbitales; Cucurbitaceae
Product: ethylene-responsive transcription factor ESR2-like
Exons: 1
Coding region: 35-1063 (342 amino acids)
Biological process (GO): regulation of DNA-templated transcription
Molecular function (GO): DNA-binding transcription factor activity; DNA binding
Source: RefSeq, a predicted model, not a curated record